This is a messenger RNA of Babesia sp. Xinjiang, 720 nucleotides long. RefSeq lists its product as uncharacterized. NCBI's taxonomy places the organism in Eukaryota, Apicomplexa, Aconoidasida, Piroplasmida, Babesiidae. The transcript has a single exon. The coding region runs from base 1 to 720 and encodes 239 amino acids. The record is from RefSeq and is a predicted model, not a curated record.
AUGCCGACGAACAUAAUUGAACGCAACGUUACAGCGUAUGGCGCUACAAAUCAAGGAACCACACCAGUAACGACGUUACGACCCAUGCUCACGCAGACGUUUGUGGCGAACAGUCCACCGAAGGCAUUACCAGAAUCAGGCGUCAAUACGGCAACAUUGCUGCAAAGAGAACAAAACAAAUGCAUCAACGCCAUACCUACCACGAAUUACAUCAAAACACAAGAAAUAAAACAGAAUCCUGCUCAUAAUUCGGUUAACGCAUACGGAAUUGACAACAAUAUAGCUCUAGAGAAUGAACCGAUACAAGAGCAAGAAGAAACAGAGUAUCCUCACUUGGCAUUGGAUUUAAGCAAAAUUACUAAUGCAUACCCAAAAUUCGAGCAAACACCAAAACUGAAACAACACGAACGACACAACAUCACACAGACAAAAGAAACAGCACCAGAGGCCAGAGUGGCAAUCGGCAAACCACGACACCCGUACACAGCGCAGUUCAACGACCCCGUUGAGAAGGAACUAGAAAAAUGGCAUAACAGCCACACUUCCACAAUCAAAUGGGUCAGGAUCAAACGUGGUGUGUACACAGCAGAUAAUCAAGAAGUCAAACUCGUGAAACUCAACGGGGGACUAUACGUAAAGGGUGCUAAAAACCACAGCAAACUAGAUCAUUUGCCAAUCGACAAAUUCGUACAAAAGGUACAGAAUAACAUAGUGAGCUAA